GUUGACCUCCUGCACCACCAUGAGGACCCUCUCGGGCAAGAGGAGGUAGGGGGAGGCAGUGAGGAGGACCUCUAUAUAUUGCGGCGUUAUGAGAACCACCAGUUUCUGGACUGUAAUGAUCUCUCACUGGAAUAUCCUGUUUGAGGGAUGACUGUGAGAAGGCAGUUUGUUUGAGUAUAUGCCAGUAAGCAGGAAAACAGGGAAAGCAAUAUCUUAGGAAAAUGGCAGACCAAGACAUCCCUACCCACUCUCGCAAAAUAAAACAUUUACAAAAUUCAUCACUUCUUUUUACAAGAGAAGGAGCUAGUACAAGUGAGGGCUACAGCAGUAUGACACUCAUAUGUAUUGAGGUAUCUAAAAAUGAAUUUCAGCUGAAUGCUUAGUUAAAAGCAACUGAGACUUAAAAUUCCAGUUGAAUGCAUCAAGUAAAGUAUCCAAGAAUGAAUUCCAGUUGAAUGCAUUGAGGAAAGUAUCCAAGAAUGAAUUCCAGUUGGAUGCAUUGAGGAAAAUAUCCAAGAAUGAAUUCCAGUUGGGUGCAUUGAGGAAAGUAUCCAAGAAUGAAUUCCAGUUGGGUGCAUUGAGGAAAGUAUCCAAGAAUGAAUUCCAGUUGGGUGCAUUGAGGAAAGUAUCCGAGAAUGAAUUCCAGUUGGGUGCAUGAGGAAAGUAUCCAAGAAUGAAUUCCAGUUGGAUGCAUUGAGGAAAGUAUCCAAGAAUGAAUUCCAGUUGGGUGCAUUGAGGAAAGUAUCCAAGAAUGAAUUCCAGUUGGAUGCAUUGAGGAAAGUAUCCAAGAAUGAAUUCCAGUUGAAUGCAUUAAAGAAAAUAUCUGAGAAUGAAUUCUAUCUGAAUGCAAUUUGAAAAGCGUCUGGGAAUGAAUUCCAGAUUAAUGCAUUGAGAAAAGCAUCUGAGAAUGAAUUCCAGCUUAAUGCAUUGGGAAAAGUGUCUUGUUAUUUCCUAGGAAGACUGAAAAAUGUUACAAUCACUUGUCAGCAGAGCAGUGUUGUGAGUUUGGAUAGAAAAGAUGGCGCUGAUCAGUGUAGACGACAUCGGACUGUAUCGUACUGGACCAAAUAAUGAUAUAGAUCUUCAGGCUGUGUAUGGUGGAAGGUUAUCAGGAAAAAGGGAGAGAGACUUGAAAGUGAAUCCUGUUUACAGUGAUGUUAACAAUGCAAACCAGUAUUCUGAUAUUAAUGGAAACAUGAGUCCAGUACAUGUGGUCACAUACGAGUCUUUUCCUAGAACCAGAAAAAAGACUCUAACCUCAGAGAAUGGAAAAAUCCAGAAUGGUGAUAUCGUUCAAUCUGUAGGAAAAAACUGGGCAGAAAGUAAUAAUAAUAACAUUAGUCAUAGUGCAGUUGUUGAAAAUUUCAGAAAAGACAUUGAGAAAGAUAAAAAUGAUGCGAACCAUGAUAGUGAGAUUGAAGCAAAGAAUCUGCAGUUAAAUGAAAAGUCUAAUGAUACUAGGGAAGAUGUUCAGGUACAGUGCAAAAAUUCAAAUAAAGCAUCAAGUGAAUUGUUGAGUAACCAAAAUGAUUCCAGAGCAAACACUGAAGAAAUUCCUCAUGCGACAGAGGAUGUGCAUACUAAAUCAGACAAAGGAUUGCAAACUAAAGGUUUUCUUAAAAAUUAUGGUUUGCUUGGUUAUAAUAAUGAAUCCUUUGUUUUGGAUGGAAUAGAAGUAGUUAUUGAAUCAAAACAGACUGAAGACAGUGAUCCAAAACAUAGUCUUUCUACAGAAAUCCACAACAACAACAAUUCAGGAAAGAGUGAAAUUCCAGGAUCCAAAACUGAAUCUUUAAAAAAUUCAGACGCAAAUCAUGUAAAUCCAAAAACUGUGUCUGACUCAAAAGAAAUUUUGCCAGAAGUUACUGAUUCAAAGGAAAAUUCACAAACUGAAAUAUCAGUCGCUACUAGUGACUUACCAGAAUCAGCGUAUCAAGAAAUAUCUGAUCUCUGUGAUUUUCAUGAACCAAUUUCAGAAGAUAUAUCCAAGUCUAAUGGUUUAAUUGUGAACACUGAUGAUAACUUAUCAAAUCUGUGUGAAUCCCCACAAAUAUGCCAUAAAGAAAUUGUGACUGAAGUGCUAGUCCAUAAUUCAGCAGUUCUUGACACACCAACAAAGCAUUACAUUUCAAAAUAUUCUGAAAGUGAUACUACUUGUCACAGUUUUGAUUUAGAGAAUAAUCCAGUCAGUAUGUCGUACCAAACAGACUCUUCUGAUUGGCCAGAUAUGGAUGUAUUGGUACGGCAAAAUGAAGACGAAACUUAUGAUCCAUCGAUGAAUGAAAUUGCUCAAACUAACGAAAGCGAAGUUGAAUGUCAAGGACAUGUUAGAUCAAUUUCUGAUGUUGUGAUUCAGGAAAAAGAAACAAAUGAAGGUACUGACAACACAGGUAAUCAGUCUAGUGAUGGUAAUCUUGAGGGAUUUUCAUUGUACAAGAAAAAACAGAAUAAAUCAAAUUCUAGUUCAAAACCCGGUGUUGUCAGUGAGGCUGGCUCCUCAACCAGAACUCUGAAAUCCAUCCUUAGCAACGGCAGCUCACAUUAUUCCUGUACUUCAGAAUGUGAACACAAAAGACAAAAUUCAGACCUUGAAAUCCAUGAACUGAAAACAGUGAAGUUUUCUGAGGACACUGUUUUUAAUGAGAACAAAAGUAAUAAAUAUAAGAAAGAGAAGUUUGGACAAAUAAACUUACGAGAGUUGUACAGAGGUAAGAUCAUGAAUGAUGCAGCUGUAGCUAAGUUGAAUCCACUUUAUCAACCAGAGCAGAAUGAUAUAGAGGUAGAGGAGGAAGGUGAUACAAACAAUGAAAAACUCACUUACCAGCUAACACUGAAAAAUGCAAUGAGACUAUCCAAAGGAAAGACUAGCAGUUUGAAUGGCCCAUCCUAUAUGGAACAGUACCUGAUCUUGAAAGCACAUGGAAUCAAGAAAGAUGACAUAGACAUCGAGAAAUUGCCAGAGACCAUGGAAAAACCUGUGUAUGACAGACUUAUACAGCGAACCUUAGCAAAAGAGCGGCGUAAAUUCUGUGUAAAAUGGUCCAUGGUGAUAAUUACUGUGGCUGUUAUAACAGCAGUGGCUACAACCUUAGGUGUAUAUUUUAAAGAAGGCUUCUGAUGUCACAUUGUGUUAGUCUACUGGAACUGUUUAGUGAGGCUUCCAAAGUCAUUAGAUGUCAGUCUACUAGAACUCUUCAGGCUUCUAAAGUCCCUUGUUCAUGAUACCAGUAACCUGAUUAUCUGUAUAAAUACAUUGUUUAUGUUUAUGCAGUGUAAAAAUUAUACUAUGAGGUAAUCGUUGAUGGACUUCACUCUGCUUUGCGUGUAUCUGGAAGUGGUAAGGAAAAUAAGCUGUACUUUCAAUAUUACACAUGAAAUUAAAGAAAUAAAGCCAUAAAGGGAGGUAAUAAAAAAUAAUGGAUUCCCAUAUAAAAUUCUAGUUUGUCAGUCGGUCUUCAAACCUUUGGCAAAUAUGUAUGAAAACAAUUAUUCAAAAUAGGAUUUAAUAAGAAAUUGACAUAUUUUGUGUUUAUAAAAAAGGAAAUAUGGCUUCCACAUUAUAAAUAAAGGCCUUUGACCCUUUAAUUUGUAUGAUCUUCCUAGUUCACAGGGCUGGUACUAGGUAAUAUGAGGACUGAUUCGAUGAUUAGUAAAGUAUCAGUUUGAUGAUGAAAAUUAUCUCAGUUUUAUACAUUAUAUAAUGGCUGGAAUGAAGUUCCUGAUAUUGUGGCUUUCAUGAACAUUGAAAAUGAUUCAUUUUGAUUAACAUAACAGUACUUUAGGUUUAUUACAUGAAUCCAAGAAAAUUUUAGUCUUCAUUUGAGAGAAUUUUGUCUUUAAGGGACAAACCCACACAUUUUAGGUGAAAAAUAAUUUCUCCCAACUGACUUCCUAGUAGUAGUGUAGUUUAAGGUGUCAAGUUAUAUGACGUCAGUAUGUAACAGUUAUAAUGUCAAUAUCAAUUUUCAUGUCAAGAUUUGAUGAUGAUUUAUACCUUCAGCUUGCCUAGGUUCUACUGUAACCUAGUAGAAAAUCUUUGUGAAAGAAAAAACCCGGUACACCAUUUCAUCACUUAUAUCAGUUCAACAAUCUACUUCAUUUUGAUUGACAAAUCUCAAAGAACUUGCAGCACAAAUAAGGUAAUGAUUUUAAGUGACUGGUACAUGUAAAAUGUAAUUACAGCUAACUUUUUCUCCACAUUUACUAGAAACUGCCUAUAAUAUUGUAUGAGCCACUCAAUGCUUUGCUUAAUGCAUCUCAAAUUAAAGUUCUAAUUUCAAAGCUGGUAUGCUUUUGACCUACAACCAAGAUAUAGAAAACAUUAUCAUCCACUUGCCUACAAAGAAGAAGAAGAUUAUUAUCCACUCAACUGAGAUAAUGUGACAAGAUUUAUUUCUUGACAACUAAUGUAUUUCUUACAGAAAAUUGACUUUUCAUUCAUGUCCACUGAUGCAGUGAUCGAGGUAAUUAUUAGGUCUUAAAUCCUUGUCAGAUAUCUAUAUCAGUUAAAUAAAAGACAAAGUUAUUCUGUGUUAUUUGUGAAAAUGCAUUAUCUGUAUGUAAGAUGUUAUCAGAGUUUUCCAUAUAUAUUUGUGAACUUUAGAUCAUGACUUUUUUUUUCAUCUAAAUGAUGUUUACAAACUGCUGAACUGACAGAAACAUACAAAACCUAAUUUUGUUAUCAUCAUCAAACUGAUACUGGAACCUGGUUGUCCAGAUAUUCCUAGUGUUACCUGGUAUAGCCUCUGUAGAGAGUACCUUCUCAGACUAGUUCAGAUAACUGCAUGGUGUGCAUGUAUUUUAAAUAACUGGAAUUAACAAAAUAGUUGAGAAGUUUAGCAGAUAAAUAAGUAAGACAUUCAAUCUUGUUUUCUGUGCUUUGAUCAUAAUUAUGUCUGUUCUUUUCAACUUUAAUAGAAAAUAUAUAGAUUACAAUUGUUUUUAUAAAAAUACUAUGAAAAUAUGCCAGACAAUGAGUGCUUAGCACAUAGUUUUGUUAGAGCUAGAAAAGUUGUUGAUAUUAAAGUUUGUUUAAAAUUUGAGCUGCGCCAUGAGAAAACCAACAUAGUUCAUUUGCGACCAGCAUGGAUCCAGACCAGCCUGUGCAUCUGCGCAGUCUGGUCAGGAUCCAUGCUGUUUGCUUUCAAAGCCUAUUGCAAUUAGAGAAACCGUUAGCGAAUAGCAUGGAUCCUGACCAGACUGCGCAGAUGCACAGGCUGGUCUGAAUCCAUGCUGGUUGCAAACGCACUAUGUUGAUUUUCUCAUGGCAUGGCUCAUUUGUUGUUUUAUUUGUAUUUGUUAUUAAGUUUAACAAUAUUGAUUUUAGUUUUUUUUAUUUAAAUUUUAAUGUAAGAAUAUUUAAGUAUCCACUUUUAACCAAAGCUUCUAAGAAUAUUGGUUGGAAUCUUGUUCUGUUGUUAUUUCUAUGUGAUAGGGGAACAACUUUAUGUGUGUUUUCAGGGAUAUAUUAUAUUUUCUUAGAGUACAUUUAUCUUAAAGGUAUUUGUUGUACAUGUCACAGAACAAUAAUUAUUGUCAUUACAUAAAAAAUUGCAAAAGAAAGAUUAACAUUUGAGAAACUAAUGUUUUAAUAGCUUGUCUUUACUAGUGAAAAAUGAGUGUUUAGUGAUAUACAAAAAUAUUGAAUGGUUUUGCUGCAUGCAGUAUGCAUAGGUUUGAUUUUUAGGUCACCUUGGCACAUUUACCUAAACACAAAGUACUCAAGGUGAGCUGUUGUGAUAACCUUUAGUCUAUUGUGGUCCAGUGGCAUGUGCCAUCAUCAUCAUUUGUACUGUUAACACACUAGAGAUCACUGUUUUAACCCAGUUUUAUGAAGCUUGUUAAGAAUACUUGCCUCACUAAAACCUUGGAGGAGUUCAAUACUUGGGCGUCUGAGUCAAUUGGUCAAAUGAUAGAAAAAUCAGAUCUUCAAUAAUCUAGAUGCCAUGUAAUGAAAAAGGUUAUGAAAUCUAGGUCAAGUUAUAAUUAAUACAAUUGUAGUGGGCGGGGGAGGGGGGAAGCAUAUGUUUUGCACUACCCCUCUCCCCUCACACAUACAACCUUUGACCCCAAAAAGCUGAUCUUACUCAGAAAUAACAGUAGGCAAAAAAUCCUGAGAGAGCAUUUAGAUGCAUCUAUGAGGAUUUGAUGUAAUAUAUAUUGUCAUAUUUCAGGAAGAAUGCUGUUUGUUUGGAGGGGGCGGGGCGCAGUUGUUAAAUUUUCAUCUGGGUAGCUCUAGCUGGGCAGCCCAAACUUGCCCCGCAACUUUAGAGAUUGUACUUAGGCCAGUGAGUUUUAAAAUGUGUCACCUGGAAUCAAAAACUAUCAGUAGAGAAAAAUUUUCUACUUGAUUUGUAUGAAACCUAAUCAUGAUGUCUUCCAGAUCUGAACCUGGGUCAUCUCAGGACAUUAGGUCAAAAAUUAGAAAAAAAUUGUUUUCACUCCAAAGGUCAUGUAAUUAUUAUGUCUCCCCACCUCUGGGGGAGACAUAUUGUUUUUGUCUGUCCGUCCAUACGUCACACUUCAUUUCCGAGCAAUAACUGGAGAACUAUUUAACCUAGAACCUUCAAACUUCAUAGGUUGGUAGGGCUUAUGGAGGAGACAACCCCUAUGUUUUUGGGGUCACUCCGUCAAAGGUCAAGGUUACAGGGGCUUGAACAUGGAAAACCAUUUGAGAACCACUUGACCCAGAAUGUUGAAACUUAAUAGGAUGAUUGGUCAUGCAGAGUAGAUGACCCCUAUCGAUUUUGGGGUCACUCUGUUAAAGGUCAAGGUCACAGGGGCCUGAACAUCGAAAACUGUUUCCAAUCAAUAACUUGAGAACCUCUCGACCCAGAGUGUUGAAACUUCAUAGGAUAAUUGAACAUGCAGAGUAGAUGACCCAUAUCGAUUUUGGGGUCACUCUGUUAAAGGUCAAGGUCACAGGAGCCUGAACAUGGAAAACAAUUUCUGAUCAAUAACUUGAGAACCACUUGACCCAGAAUGUUGAAACUUCAUAGGAUGAUUGAACAUGCAGAGUAGAUGACCCCUAUUGAUUUUUGGGUCAGUCUAUUAAAGGUCAAGGUCACAGGGGCCUGGUCAUGUAAAAUCAUUUCCGGAAAGUAACUUCAGAACCACUUGACCUAGAAUGUUGAAACUUAAUAGGAUGAUUGGACCUGCAGAGUAGAUUGACCCCUAUUUAUUUUGGGGUCACUUGAUCAAAGGUCAAGGUCACAGGAGCCUGAACAGUGACUUGAGAACCACUAGGCCAAGAGUGUUGAAACUUAGCGGGAUGACUGGACAUGCCAAGUAGAUGAUCCCUAUUGCAGCCAACUAUCAGUGUCUCUUUGACUUUCGCUCCUGACCCCUAUUGACUUCUUGCCUAUAGGACUUUGCAUUGGGGGAGACAGGCGCUUUUUUACAAAAGCAAUUUCUAGUUUUCUAUCUGAUCUUCAUGGAACCUGGUGAGAAUGCUUGUCUUCAUUAAGUAUAUGAUAAGAUAGAAACUGGGUCAUCAUGGGUCAAAAAACUAGGUCACUUGGUCAAAUCAUAGCAAAUCCAUUUUUAACACUUUAGAGUUCACAUUUUCUACCUUAUGUGUUUAAACCUAAUGAUUUAUGAAAUCCAUAGAAGUUUGAAACUGGAUCAUCAUGACAUAUAUUCAAGGUCAAACAGUCAAAAUCAGAUGAGUGUCUUAGGGCCAUUAUGACCUUCUUGUUGAUUAGUCGCAAUUGCAUAUAUUACUAUUUUAAACCAUUAGUGAUUUCUUAUUCUAUUUUUGCUUAG
Messenger RNA from Mercenaria mercenaria, 7764 nucleotides. RefSeq names its product RGS domain-containing serine/threonine-protein kinase A-like. NCBI's taxonomy places the organism in Eukaryota, Metazoa, Mollusca, Bivalvia, Venerida, Veneridae. The transcript has 7 exons. The record is from RefSeq and is a predicted model, not a curated record. Bases 1019 to 3118 code for a protein of 699 amino acids.